CAGCAACAACAACAGGCGCCGAAAAAGCAAGCGUUUACGUUGCACUGCCGCCAAACUUCCACAACAGUCGUCGAGUACACUUAAUUGUAAUAGAUACCCAGUGGACGAACGACAACGCCAGCCAACUUUGACUAGGCGCGCGAUUUUCGACGCAAAAAUAAGUGAAAUAUAAUUUACGAAAAAAAAUAAAAUAAAAUAAUAAAACAAUAAAAGGAACGCCAGAUGCCAGCGGCAGUGUAAAACAGUGACCAACAGUUUGAAGCGUCCAUCCAAACUUUCAGUUGGCGCUCGAAAAUUUGCGUGAAAUGAAAUUAAAUAUUUUGUGGCUUAUUAUAAAUGAGACAAAUUUUGGGUGGAGCGAACGUACAAAAAGCAAUAAAAAAAUCACAAUUAUUACCAAACAAAAAGGAACAUAUUGACAGCGGCUACAAGUCUGGUGGCGUAUAAAAAUCUUGCAGAGUAGUGUUUCGGCUAUUUUGAUGAUUGAAUGAUAAAAAAUAAAUAUUUCAUUUGAAUUGUGGAUUAAAAACGCCAAAUAACAACACACUAAAAAACGCAGAAAACCAAAACAGUACAAGAAAAACAAAUAUUACCAAAACCAAAUGAUAUUGCAAAUUAAUUGCAAAAUCAAUUUGAAAAAUUGAAUUUCAACAGCGCAACACAAAAAAGUGGUGUCAAACCGCAGUUGAACUUAAUUAAAUUUUACACACUUACAAACGAACGCAAGCGACCGAAAAAACAUAAUAUAAAAUUGUGAGCGGCGAUGGCUUUGACAAGCCGCACAAAACCGCUCAGCAUCACACCGUUUGUAGCUGUCGGUAUGUUGAUGUUUAUGCUGGUGUUGGGCAAUGCAAUUGUAGUCUUCAUGAAAUACAAAAACAACAACAAUGGAGAUGCAAGCGUUUCAAGCUUGGAAUAUACGAGUGGCAACAACAACCAAGUCAAAACUCAGCUAACCGGCGCCGUUGAAAUAACGCUGUUAACGAAUGAAUUAGCAACAACAAUUAGCGCGAAUCGGGGGAUAAACAACAAAAACAACACCUACAAUAUCUACAGCUAUGAGCAACAGCAACUUGAUGAAAUUAACGCCGCUGUUAAGCAUUCUACCGACACUAUGGCCACGCUUCGUCAGAAUAGUAAUAAUAAUAAUUUGCUGCACACUCUUCCCCUCACAUCUCAUAAACGUUUUGAUGAUGAAAUUAAUAUAAGCAACCAACGCCAUGAAUUAAAUGGCCAUCCAACAGCAGAUGAAGUAGACAAAAUGCCGGCGGCAACGAGUGAGUCUCACUCCUCAACGGAUAACCCGGUCGCUGAGGCGUUGAUCAAGCCAGUGGCUGCGGAGCGCGGUGAAGGCGCCGGUGUGCAAUAUACACCUUUGCAACAGCAGGAAAAUCAAGAAGGCCGAGGCAAUCUCGCAAAUACGGAAUUACUAUUACAUCGCCAAAAGCGCUAUUUGGUCUUUCCCGAAGGCAGUUCUUUUCAGUUGGUGUUUGAUCUCAUCAUCGGCAUUGUUGACUACACGAGUUAUGCUAUUUUGGGCAUCACUUGUGCCGUUGCCUGGGAACUGCCGAGUAAACCGCCCAGUGAAUUAAUCGAAAAUUUACAUGACAAAAUAUCCGAAGGCAUUUAUCCAACAAGUGGUACGAAACCAUCCACAACAGCAACAAUGACAGCGGCGAUGCGACGCAAUGACAGCGUUGGCAACGCCAAUGAGUAUGGCCUAGACGCUGCGGGCAUCAAAUAUGUGGAUAAUUCAAAUGUGGCAGCAUAUAGUAGCAGCAAGUAUGAAAAUUCGCUGCAGCAGCCGAUAGCGACAGUCGGGUUGGCACAAUCACCACAGCCGCACGAGAUAUCACCUUUAAUUGCCUACGAAACGGCACAUCAACCCAAUCUAUUCGCUGUGCCCACUACCAGUUAUAGUAGCUACCAUAAAGAGAUGCCUGACGCCCAUGAUGACAUUGCCAACAGUGCUUAUAGGCCGAUAAACUAUUACGCGAAUAUACAUAGUGACUACAAAAGCAGCAACAACAAGUAUUACCAUCCAACGCACAAAUACGGUUCUGCUGAUAAAAAUGCGAAGUCAAGUUACUAUGGUGUCAGCGACAGCUACAACAAAAACCCCUUUGGCAAUACAGCGCAUCGUGAUUCAACAGAUAAACUUCCAGUGAAUUUCGCCAAUCGGUGGCAGCAACAGCAACACCAGCAGCCACAGUACAAAAAGUGGCAAUCAUGGCAGGAUUAUGACAGCAACUGGCAGUCAUAUCAGCAGCCGCAGCAAAAGCAUACGAAAUGGGCACAACGGCAACAACAGCAAAAAUGGUCAACUCAGUCGAAAUAUGUGGGGAAGGACAAUUGGUGGUCGCGCAACAAGCCACAUGUUACGGACAGUUGGCGCACAAAGCAAGCUGAUGGUUCGACUAACCGUGUGCGCAAUCCCGGAGUUCCAAUGCAACCUCGGCAGCCUGUGCUGACUUAUGCACCAGCUAGUGCCAGCCCGAAACAAACGGAAGCUACAGACAACUCGAAUGCCGAUACCGUGGAAAGCCGCAACUUUGAUGAAGCUCAACGCCGCCUACUCACAACACGCCCAAAACCCAGAAUUUAUCCAGUCUUCGGACGUCGGCGACGGAGGCGACGUAGCGUCGAUGCCGAAUUUGGUGAUUUCGAAUAUAAACUGGAGCAUAUACACUUGCGUGAGCAACUGCGUUCGCGGCAAAAGCUUUAUGGCAAAAUUGAGAAACUCUAUGAAACCCGCGGCAUGAACGGCAGUGCCUGUGUGUUGCGUGCGCUUUGCGAAACUGGACAGCAACAACAAAACUAUGAAGAGGAUACAGCGGAACCACAAAGUUUCAUCACGGAACUCUUGCGCGCCAUUUUCGUGCUGCCCACAACUGGCGCGCGUACAGGACUUGACAAUACUGUGAACGCCGAAGAGCCGGCUCUACACCCCACCGACUUGCAAAUCAUUGAACGCCCGUACAGGGAAGCGCAAGCGCAUCGUGGCAGUUGUUCUCAACUUUUUACCAUGUGUGAGCACAGCAUCUGGGAGUGAAGUGGCAGCAUAAUAAAUGAUGAAAAACAAAUAUGGAGAUGAGAAAUACAAAAAAAGUGCAAAAUAAUACCGAACUGUCAAACUGUGGAGUUUCUUUAACUAGAAUUGUUUUCGCUAUGCAAAGGAAUUUUUUUGCUCAACUCUCAUUCCUAGUCUGCCUUUGGCUCUGCCGAUUCUCUUCUGAUGUAAUAAAUAUCCAUUAUUUAAUGUUAUUCAUAUUACCAUUGUGGAUUAUUCAACAAUUUCAUUUAAAACGUUACAGAAUCGUUUAAAUCUUAAGGACAAAACAAGCUUUAUGUUAAAAUUCAAUAUAAUAUUUAAGUUCAUCUGCAGAAAGACUGAGCAGCAGGUUUCCCACUUGAAAGGUUGAAACACCAGUCCUUCGUGAUUUAAAAUGGCAUUAAAUUACCCUCAAGAAUCGUCGAUACGAUACGAUGGCGGAUGACCAAUUUGCUCGUGAUGAUGAAAUGGUUUCAUCUCGACAUUCUUCGAACAACUUUGGUGUUUGCCGUCGGUCAUGAUUAUCCUCACCCAACGUAUGUGUUAUAGACAAUCGCUGAGCCUUGCUACCAGCAAGUAAUUCAAUUGACCUCGAAUUGACGAUGGAUCUCGCAGACAUCAAUUGAAGCUCCCCGACCUUCACGUAACCUCAGUUGUCUAGUGCAAGUGGAAGCGGCUAAUCGUUCCAAG
Zeugodacus cucurbitae (melon fly) is the source of this 3742-nucleotide messenger RNA. RefSeq lists its product as uncharacterized. The transcript is spliced from 5 exons. The record is from RefSeq and is a predicted model, not a curated record. The coding region runs from base 764 to 3052 and encodes 762 amino acids. NCBI's taxonomy places the organism in Eukaryota, Metazoa, Arthropoda, Insecta, Diptera, Tephritidae.